Messenger RNA from Paramecium tetraurelia, 1929 nucleotides. RefSeq lists its product as uncharacterized. The record is from RefSeq and is a predicted model, not a curated record. NCBI's taxonomy places the organism in Eukaryota, Ciliophora, Oligohymenophorea, Peniculida, Parameciidae. The transcript is spliced from 2 exons.
AUGAUUAUUUUUUUAUUUUUUCUUUAAACAUAUUAAUUAAGAUUCAAUAUAACUACUCCUGAGGGGAAUCCAUCUGAAUUUAUAACCCUUUAGACCUAUUAGACGGUGAAAUUGAAGGUGGAGUUGGGAAAUUAUUAAUUGAAUUCGGAAAAGAUAUUGCUUUAUAUAACUGAUUAGAUUUCACAUGAGAUAACUUAGUCAUGCACUCUAAAACUCAUGAAUAGAUAGGCAAACGAAUUGAAAAUAUACGUCAAUGCCACAAAUACUGAAGAAGAUUCAAUAUUGACAUCGAUAACAAUAUCAGCAAUAAUAAUAUCUCCAGCAAGAGGCAUAUUAACAUAGCCCAAUCUCUUUCCCAUAAUAUUGAGUUAGAAGCUGAUUGAAUCCUACAUGAUGCCAUUCAAUUUGCCGACUAAUAAAAUAUACAACUUGGAUGUGUUGAAUGAGGAUUUGGAGAUGCCUCCCCAGAAUUAGACUCCAUUUGGAUAGGAGUUCUGGUAAGAAUAUCAAGAGAAGGACAUAUCUAUAAUAGCAUUGACCUGGAUUCCAUUCAUGGGCAAUUGUAGAGAUCAAGGCUAUUACUUAUAUUUGUAUAACCUAUUGGAAAAUGCAACCUUCUGUGAUUUGGUAGCCGAGGAAGAUACCAAGGUAGUUUCCAUGGUGCCAACAAACGGAUUCAACGCAAAAGGGGAUUCCUGCAAUAUCAAUUUGGAGUGUUACUUCUUAGAGAAUUUGAUGGUUGAGUAUGAAGGGAACAAAUGGUGGCAAUCUGAAUAAGACUCCCUAUUCUACUUAAGUAAAUACGCUUUGAAUUACAAAAUCUUGGCUGAAAAUUCAGACGAUUCCCAAACCAACUAUUUCUACAAUAUAAUACAAGCCUAAGACGAAUCCUUAAUAUCUGUCCAGUUCAUCACAGCUGGUGUUAUCAAAAAUAGUUAUCCGACUGAAUUUACCUUUCAGAUUCUCUAUAACCAAAUAUCUCAAACAGAAAAGUAGAUUGUUUCAGCAAUAAUAACAGCAUCUAAUUAUCAAAAAGUAACAUCAAUUAUAAACAAAUAUACAUUGAAUAUUGUCUAUCGGCCUAUGGAUUAUUUGGAAUUAAUAAACUCAUUUUAAUUUGAUAUCACUUUGUAUUUGGUCUUAUAUCUAGUAAUCGGAAUUUUGAUUAAUUUUGGUAUAUUUGUGAUUUGGGUAAUCAAUAAGUCAAUUUCAAUAAUCCCAGAUCCACCCAAAUUGAGAAUCUAUUAAACAUUUAUUGUUGCUUUCCUACCUCCAAUUACUGGAGUCAUUAGAGCAACCAUCCCUAUUGUUGUGUAUGUGCUAAUAUUGGAUAACCUGUUUGCUCAUGAUUUGUUCUCCGGAAUCACAUAUAAUUAUGAUGGAUUACCAACUAAUUUUGAUAAUUCAUAACAAUAUCAAUAUGGGAGAGUUGGACUUAUGUUGGUUGUGUCUGGAAUCAUUAUAAUGAAGAUAGCAUGUAAAUUAUGUAUUCCAAAACCUAUCGAUGAAGAUUGGGGAAUUAUCAGAUCCAAUUUUGAGAAGAAAAACGAAGAGAAAUAUUUUGAUUUUAGUAUCAGCGAAGAGGAAUCUAAGGAAAGUCCUAUGAAAUAAGAUGAAAUCAGAGAAGCUCAGGUUACCUCCAAAAAUGUUGACAAUAAUCUUCAAUCCAACAGUAUUAGUAGACAAGGCUCCUUGUUUUCUAAAUAAUAGCCUGUCAUUCCAGGAUCUGCUCCUCCCAUUACCAAAGAGAAAGAACCAACCAUGCCAAAGAAUUCACUCUUCAAAAAAGCCACCAUUCUCAAACAAAGCAGUUCUAUCAAAGAUAAUUAGUCAUUGAAGGAUUCCAUAAGUCCAGUCCAACUCUUACAAAGAUAGUAAUCAUUUAUGUUAUCAUACCCAUAGAAAUUCCUCAUCUGGAAAUCCCCUUGA